Messenger RNA from Danaus chrysippus (African queen), 684 nucleotides. Lineage: Eukaryota; Metazoa; Arthropoda; Insecta; Lepidoptera; Nymphalidae. The record is from the annotation of a GenBank genome assembly.
AUGUCUGCGUGUGAUGUGAUGCAAGUACAAUAUCAAGUAUCGACUCCCCAGUCAACUAUCGCGGCGGAUGUAGCACAACAUUAUAUACCGCCUCCGCCUUAUUUUGCUGCCGUUGGUUGUUCAAGUGAGCCACAAUGCCGUCGCAGGAAGUAUGCUUGGUGGUGUUGCGGCUGUGGAGCCCUAGCGGCCGCUCUCGGUGGACUCCUCGCAGCACAGCAUAUUCUCCUCCGAGCAUACACAGCAUCACCACAUCACUUGGAGACUGUACCUGCUGCGGUUCCAGCAGCUAUGUUGGUGUUAACAGGAGUGUGUAUAAUGAGUCUGGCUCGUCGGAGGAACAGAUACAGCUACAUGAUCAAAGUUGUGGGCGCUUGUUGUUUGGUCUGCGCACUCACGUGUGUGUUGGUGACAAUAACUACUACGGUUAUACACAUGAAUAAACUACAAACCCUCAAGUUCUGUGAGUACACCAAGUUGACCAGAACAUGUACCUGUUUCUCAAUGUCUCCGGACAGUCACACCAGCGAUGAUGAUGGUGUCCGCUGUGUGUUCGAGGGCGUGUCUGACUGCGGCGUGGUUCACGGCGCGUUGUACUGGUGUCUGCGCGGAGUGUUCGCGCUGUCCGUGUCCGCGGUGCUCGUGUGCAUCUUCAGCUGCAUGCUGGCCUAUCAAUUGUUGAGGUGA